GGCGGGAGGCAGCAGGUUAGGCAGUGAGAAGUUAGUGGCGCUACUGGGACGGGGGGAAGGAGACGCUUCUUCCUUCUGCUGCUUCUCUCGCUCCCGGGAUUGGCGGCGGCGGUGGCCGCGAGUGACUCUGCAGUGUCUCCGGCUCCGCGUGCGAAGCAUGCUGACCGACGGCGGAGGCGGCGGCACCUCCUUUGAGGAGGACUUGGACUCUGUGGCUCCGACCGUGAGAUUUGGGGAGGCUGGGCCUGCCCCGGGAGUCGGUGGCGGCGGCAGUGGUGCGGGCGUAGGGGACGCGGCGCUGGAUUUCAAGUUGGCGGCUGCUGUGCUGAGGACCGGGGGUGGAGGUGGUGCCUCUGGCAGCGACGAGGACGAAGUGUCAGAGGUUGAAUCAUUUAUUUUGGACCAAGAAGACCUGGAUAACCCAGUGCUUAAAACAACAUCAGAAAUAUUCUUAUCAAGCACUGCAGAAGGAGCAGACUUACGCACUGUGGAUCCAGAGACACAGGCACGACUAGAAGCAUUGCUAGAAGCAGCAGGAAUUGGCAAAUUGUCAACUGCUGAUGGUAAAGCUUUUGCAGAUCCUGAGGUACUCCGGAGAUUAACAUCCUCAGUAAGUUGUGCGCUGGAUGAAGCUGCUGCUGCACUGACACGAAUGAAAGCAGAAAACGGCCACAAUGCAGGACAAAUAGACACUCGCAGUCUGGCAGAAGCUUGUUCGGAUGGUGAUGUAAAUGCUGUUCGUAAAUUACUAGAUGAAGGCAGAAGUGUAAAUGAACAUACAGAAGAAGGAGAAAGCCUGCUGUGUUUGGCUUGUUCAGCAGGAUAUUAUGAAUUAGCACAAGUAUUGCUUGCUAUGCAUGCUGAUGUUGAAGAUCGAGGGACUAAAGGAGACAUAACUCCCCUAAUGGCAGCAUCCAGUGGAGGUUAUUUAGAUAUUGUGAAAUUAUUACUUCUUCAUGAUGCAAAUGUCAACUCCCAGUCUGCAACAGGAAACACUGCAUUGACUUAUGCCUGUGCUGGAGGAUUUGUUGACAUUGUGAAAGUGCUACUUAAUGAAGGUGCAAAUAUAGAAGAUCAUAAUGAAAAUGGACAUACCCCUUUAAUGGAAGCAGCCAGUGCAGGUCAUGUGGAAGUUGCAAGAGUUCUUCUAGAUCAUGGGGCAGGCAUCAACACUCAUUCUAAUGAAUUCAAAGAAAGUGCUCUUACACUUGCCUGCUACAAAGGCCAUUUGGAUAUGGUUCGCUUUCUACUUGAUGCUGGUGCAGAUCAAGAGCACAAAACAGAUGAGAUGCACACUGCCUUAAUGGAGGCUUGCAUGGAUGGACAUGUAGAAGUAGCACGUUUGCUUUUGGAUAGUGGUGCUCAAGUGAACAUGCCUGCAGAUUCAUUCGAGUCUCCGUUAACACUAGCUGCCUGUGGAGGACAUGUUGAAUUGGCAGCUCUACUUAUUGAAAGGGGAGCAAAUCUUGAAGAAGUUAAUGAUGAAGGAUAUACUCCCUUGAUGGAAGCUGCUCGGGAAGGACAUGAGGAGAUGGUGGCACUACUUUUAGCACAAGGAGCAAAUAUAAAUGCCCAGACAGAAGAAACCCAAGAAACAGCUUUGACUUUGGCUUGCUGUGGAGGAUUUUCUGAAGUUGCAGACUUUCUGAUUAAGGCAGGGGCUGAUAUAGAACUUGGCUGCUCCACACCUCUCAUGGAGGCUUCUCAGGAAGGACACCUGGAGUUGGUUAAAUAUUUACUGGCUGCCGGUGCUAAUGUUCAUGCUACAACAGCAACAGGAGACACAGCCUUAACCUAUGCUUGUGAAAAUGGACAUACAGAUGUUGCAGAUGUUUUACUUCAAGCAGGGGCUGAUUUAGAACAUGAAUCUGAAGGUGGAAGAACACCUUUGAUGAAAGCUGCAAGAGCUGGUCAUUUGUGCACUGUGCAGUUUCUUAUUAGCAAAGGUGCCAAUGUGAAUCGGGCUACAGCCAAUAAUGAUCAUACAGUGGUGUCGCUGGCAUGUGCAGGAGGUCACCUGGCAGUUGUUGAACUACUCUUGGCUCAUGGGGCUGACCCUACUCAUCGACUCAAGGAUGGCUCAACAAUGCUCAUCGAAGCUGCAAAAGGUGGCCAUACUAAUGUUGUUUCUUAUCUAUUGGAUUAUCCAAACAACGUUCUAUCAGUUCCUACUACAGAUGUAUCUAUACUCACUCCACCUUCUCAAGAUCAAUCUCAGGUUCCACGUGUACCAAUGCAUACACUUGCCAUGGUUGUACCUCCUCAAGAGCCUGACAGAAGUUCACAGGAGAACUCCCCUGCCCUUUUAGGAGUACAAAAAGGUACAUCCAAGCAGAAGUCCAGUUCCCUGCAGGUAGCAGAUCAGGACGUACUGCCACCUUUUCACCCAUACCAGCCUUUGGAGUGCAUAGUAGAGGAGACUGAAGGCAAGCUGAAUGAACUGGGACAAAGAAUUAGCGCUAUUGAAAAAGCACAGCUUAAGUCAUUGGAGUUAAUUCAAGGUGAACCUCUGAACAAAGAUAAGAUAGAAGAACUUAAAAAGAACAGAGAAGAGCAAGUCCAGAAGAAGAAGAAAAUACUGAAAGAGCUGCAGAAAGUGGAAAGGCAGUUGCAGAUGAAAACACAGCAACAAUUUACCAAAGAAUACUUGGAAACCAAAGGUCAGAAAGACACAGUAUCUCUACACCAGCAGUGCUCUCAUAGAGGAGUCUUCCCAGAAGGGGAAGGAGAUGGUAGUCUUCUAGAGGAUCACUUUUCAGAGUUACCUCAGGUUGACACAGUCUUAUUUAAAGAUAAUGAUGUUGAUGAUGAGCAACAGUCUCCACCAUCGGCAGAACAAAUUGAUUUUGUCCCAGUCCAGCCUUUAUCAUCUCCACAGUGUAACUUUUCCAGUGACUUAGGUUCUAAUGGGACAAAUUCUCUUGAACUUCACAAAAUAUCAGGUAAUCAUCAGAUUAUAGGACAGCCUCAGAUUGAUAUUACUGGACAUGAUCAGGGGCUGUUAGUUCAAGAACCAGAUGGACUAAUGGUUGCAACUCCAGCCCAGACGCUUACCGACACUCUUGAUGACCUGAUAGCAGCUGUGAGUAGCAGAGUGCCCACUGGUUCAAACAGUUCCUCUCAGACCACAGAAUGUCUUACACCUGAACCCUGUUCACAGUCUCCAAGCAAUGUGGCUUCCCAGUCAUUGCCCCCUGUCUAUCCCUCAGUUGACAUUGAUGCACAUACUGAGAGCAAUCAUGACACAGCAUUAACAUUAGCUUGUGCAGGUGGCCAUGAAGAACUCGUAUCUGUACUCAUUGCACGAGAUGCUAAAAUCGAACACAGAGACAAAAAAGGCUUCACACCACUGAUCCUGGCGGCAACAGCAGGGCAUGUUGGCGUUGUUGAAAUCCUUUUGGAUAAAGGUGGAGAUAUAGAAGCACAGUCUGAACGAACUAAGGAUACUCCACUUUCAUUGGCAUGUUCUGGUGGACGUCAGGAGGUGGUAGACUUGUUGCUGGCUCGAGGUGCAAAUAAAGAACAUAGGAAUGUGUCUGAUUAUACACCACUGAGUCUAGCUGCAUCUGGAGGAUAUGUUAAUAUCAUUAAGAUUCUGCUUAAUGCUGGGGCAGAAAUUAAUUCAAGGACUGGGAGUAAACUAGGUAUUUCUCCCCUGAUGUUGGCUGCAAUGAAUGGACAUGUUCCUGCAGUGAAAUUGUUGCUUGAUAUGGGUUCAGACAUUAACGCCCAAAUAGAGACCAAUCGGAACACAGCUCUCACCUUGGCCUGUUUUCAAGGUCGAGCAGAAGUAGUGAGUUUGCUUCUGGACCGAAAAGCCAAUGUUGAGCAUAGAGCAAAGACUGGUCUUACCCCCUUGAUGGAAGCUGCUUCUGGAGGGUAUGCCGAGGUUGGGAGAGUUCUCCUUGAUAAAGGAGCAGACGUCAAUGCCCCCCCUGUGCCUUCCUCAAGAGAUACUGCUUUAACAAUAGCAGCGGACAAAGGUCACUAUAAAUUUUGUGAGCUCCUCAUUAGUAGAGGAGCCCAUAUUGAUGUUCAUAACAAGAAGGGAAACACACCACUUUGGUUGGCAUCCAAUGGUGGACAUUUUGAUGUGGUGCAGUUGCUGGUGCAAGCAGGUGCUGAUGUGGAUGCAGCAGAUAACCGGAAAAUCACACCUCUUAUGUCAGCAUUUCGGAAGGGUCAUGUAAAAGUUGUUCAAUAUUUGGUGAAAGAAGUCAAUCAGUUCCCUUCUGAUAUAGAAUGCAUGAGAUACAUAGCAACAAUUACAGAUAAGGAGCUGUUGAAAAAAUGUCAUCAAUGUGUUGAGACAAUUGUGAAGGCUAAAGACCAACAGGCUGCGGAAGCAAACAAGAAUGCAAGUAUUCUUUUAAAGGAACUUGAUCUGGAAAAGUCAAGAGAGGAGAGCAGAAAGCAGGCUCUUGCAGCUAAAAGAGAGAAAAGAAAAGAAAAGAGAAAAAAGAAAAAAGAGGAGCAGAAAAGGAAGCAAGAAGAAGAUGAAGAAAACAAACCUAAGGAGAAUUCAGAACUACCAGAGGAUGAAGAUGAAGAGGAAAAUGAUGAAGAUGUGGAGCAAGAAGUUCCCAUAGAGCCUCCUAGUGCAACCACCACCACCACAAUUGGAAUCUCUGCAACAUCUGCAACAUUCACAAACGCGUUUGGGAAAAAAAGGGCUAAUGUGGUGACAACCCCCAGCACCAAUAGGAAAAAUAAGAAGAACAAAACAAAAGAGACCCCUCCCACUGCACCUUUAAUAUUACCAGAACAACAUAUAUCCUUAACACAGCAAAAGGCAGACAAAAAUAAAAUAAAUGGAGAACCCAGAGGUGGUGGUGCAGGAGGGAACAGUGAUUCAGAUAACUUGGACAGCACAGAUUGCAACAGUGAGAGUAGCAGUGGUGGUAAAAGCCAAGAAUUAAACUUCAGUAUGGAUGUGAAUUCCUCUGGUGAUAGGAGAUACGCCUCACUGCUACUCCAUUCCCAAGAAGAAAAAAUAAGUCCUGCCACUUCUAAAACUCAAACACGACCUGAAGGUGAAGUGAAUUCUAGUUCCUUAUCAACAAGCUAUAAGUCAGUGUCAUUGCCAUUAAACUCUCCAAACAUAAAGCUGAAUCUGACUAGCCCUAAAAGGGGGCAAAAAAGAGAAGAAGGAUGGAAAGAAGUUGUACGAAGGUCAAAGAAAUUAUCUGUUCCAGCUUCAGUGGUUUCCAGGAUAAUGGGAAGAGGAGGGUGCAACAUCACCGCAAUACAAGAUGUUACUGGUGCCCAUAUUGAUGUGGAUAAGCAAAAAGAUAAGAAUGGCGAGAGAAUGAUCACAAUAAGGGGUGGUACAGAAUCAACAAGAUAUGCAGUUCAACUUAUCAAUGCACUUAUUCAAGAUCCUGCUAAGGAACUGGAAGACUUGAUUCCUAAAAAUCAUAUCAGAACACCUACCAGCACCAAGUCCAUCCAUGCAAACUUCUCGUCUGGAGUAGGCACCACAGCAGCUUCCAGUAAAAAUGCAUUUCCCUUAGGUGCUCCAACUCUUGUAACUUCACAGGCAACAACAUUAUCUACGUUCCAGGCCACUAAUAAACUUAACAAGAACGUUCCAACAAAUGUACGUUCUUCUUUCCCAGUUUCUCUACCCUUAGCCUAUCCCCAUCCUCAUUUUGCUCUCCUGGCUGCUCAGACUAUGCAACAGAUUCGGCAUCCUCGCUUACCCAUGGCCCAGUUUGGAGGAACCUUUUCACCCUCUCCUAACACUUGGGGACCAUUCCCAGUGAGACCUGUGAAUCCUGGCAACGCAAAUAGCUCUCCCAAGCAUAAUUCUACAAGCCGUCUACCUAACCAGAAUGGUACUGUUUUACCCUCUGAGUCUGCUGGACUAGCCACUGCCAGUUGUCCUAUCACUGUCCCUUCUGUAGUUGCUGCCAGUCAGCAACUGUGCGUGACUAACACCCGGACUCCUUCGUCAGUCAGAAAGCAGUUGUUUGCCUGUGUGCCUAAGACAAGCCCUCCAGCAACAGUGAUUUCUUCUGUGACAAGCACUUGUAGUUCCCUGCCUUCAGUCUCUUCUGCGCCGAUCACUAGUGGACAAGUUCCCACCACAUUUCUAUCUACAAGUGCUCCUCAAGCACAACUUUCUUCACAAAAGAUGGAGUCUUUCUCUGCCAUGCCAUCCCCAAAAGAAAAAGUGUCCACACAGGACCAACCCACGGCAAACCUGUGUACGCCAUCUUCAACUGCAAAUAGCUGUAAUAGCUCUGCCAGUAACACGCCAGGAGCUCCAGAAACUCACCCAUCCAACAAUCCCACUCCUUCUAACAACACACAGGAGGAGGCCCAGUCAUCCAGUGUGUCUGAAUUAAGUCCUAUGUCAAUGCCAUUUGCAUCUAAUUCAGAACCUACUCCAUUGACUUUGGCAUCACCAAGAUUGGUUGCUGCUGAUAAUCAGGAUAACAAUAAUUUACCUCAAUUAGCUGUACCAGCACCUCGAGUUUCUCAUCGAAUGCAGCCCAGAGGUUCUUUUUACUCAGUGGUUCCAAAUGCUACUAUACACCAGGAUCCCCAGUCUAUUUUUGUUACAAAUCCAGUUCCUUUAACACCACCUCAAGGCCCACCAGCUGCAGUGCAGCUUUCUUCAGCCAUGAACAUUAUGAAUGGUUCUCAGAUGCACAUUAACCCAGCAAAUAAAUCGUUGCCGCCGACAUUUGGCCCAGCCACACUUUUCAAUCACUUCAGUAGUCUUUUUGAUAGUAGUCAGGUGCCAGCUAACCAGGGGUGGGGAGAUGCUCCACUAUCCUCACGAGUUGCUGCAGAUGCCUCUUUCACUGUUCAGUCAGCGUUCCUAAAUAACUCUGUACUUGGACACUUGGAAAAUGUGCACCCUGACAACUCCAAGGCACCUGGCUUCAGACAACCUUCCCAGCGAGUUUCUACUAGCCCAGCUGGGUUACCAUCCAUUGACCCAUCAGGCAGCUCCCCAUCUUCCUCUUCUGCUCCUCUGACAAGUUUUUCCGGCAUACCAGGAACACGUGUUUUCCUGCAAGGGCCAGCUCCUGUUGGGACUCCUAGUUUCAACAGACAACAUUUUUCUCCCCAUCCUUGGACAAGCGCCUCAAACUCAUCCGCUUCUGCCCCACCAGCAUUGGGCCAACCAAAAGGAGGCAAUGCCAGUCAGGAUCGAAAGAUACCUCCCCCCAUUGGAACAGAGAGACUAGCCCGGAUUCGGCAAGGAGGGUCUGUCGCACAAGCCCCUGUGGGGACCAGUUUUGUCGCUCCUGUUGGACACAGUGGAAUCUGGUCAUUUGGUGUCAACGCCAUGUCAGAAGGCUUAUCAGGUUGGUCACAGUCUGUGAUAGGAAACCAUCCAAUGCAUCAACAAUUAUCAGACCCAAGCACAUUCUCCCAGCAUCAGCCAAUGGAAAGAGAUGAUUCUGGAAUGGUAGCCCCCUCUAACAUUUUUCAUCAGCCUAUGGCAAGCAGUUUUGUGGAUUUUUCUAAAGGUCUGCCAAUUUCCAUGUAUGGAGGCACCAUAAUACCCUCUCAUCCUCAGCUUGCUGAUGUUCCAGGAGGUCCUCUAUUUAAUGGACUUCAUAACCCAGAUCCUGCUUGGAAUCCUAUGAUAAAAGUUAUUCAAAAUUCAACUGAAUGCACUGAUGCCCAGCAGAUUUGGCCUGGCACGUGGGCACCUCAUAUUGGAAACAUGCAUCUCAAAUAUGUCAACUAAGUUAGAAGGUCUUAUUCUUUAGCCUUGUUUGAGAAACCUAUGAUCUUGGAAGAACCCCGGGGAUUUUUUUUUUUUAAUGUGCCUAACUAAGAAAUUUUCUCUGAGGCUUUAGCAAUGGAAAUUUGAUUGUCCAUUGUAUAAGAACAAAGUGAUUUCCUACCCACCUGAUUAUGUUCUGUGGUUAGUUUAGCCAUUUUGAACUUAGUGCUUUGGCUAAACAUACUGAAUGCUACUUUUAUGCAGAAGAGAAUUAGAUGAUUACCUUUUAGGGUGGUAAAUACAUGUACAGUUGUUUACAUACUUAAAAGGAAAAAGUUGAGUAAAUUUCUUGUCAUAUAGUGGCUCUACUUAAUGUAGCCUGUAUUAAUGUGAAAUAUUUACCAGAAUAUUCAAUAAAAAGAUGAACAGUAUUUA
Myotis brandtii (Brandt's bat) is the source of this 8125-nucleotide messenger RNA. RefSeq names its product ankyrin repeat and KH domain-containing protein 1. Lineage: Eukaryota; Metazoa; Chordata; Mammalia; Chiroptera; Vespertilionidae. Bases 158 to 7711 code for a protein of 2517 amino acids. The transcript is spliced from 35 exons. Gene Ontology annotation, biological process: innate immune response. The record is from RefSeq and is a predicted model, not a curated record. Gene Ontology annotation, cellular component: cytoplasm. Gene Ontology annotation, molecular function: protein binding; RNA binding.